Messenger RNA from Pelagomonas calceolata, 654 nucleotides. NCBI's taxonomy places the organism in Eukaryota, Pelagophyceae, Pelagomonadales, Pelagomonadaceae. The record is from the annotation of a GenBank genome assembly.
AGCAUAGUCCCGGACAUCGCCAUCGAGAACGUCCUCUACGACGUCAAAACCGUCGCGGCGACGACCGAGCAUUACGCGCCGGGCCAUAUCGAGGCCUACAUGAGGGCGGAGCACAAGCGCGGUAAUGCGCCGGUUGAUAGACGCGCCCGUCUCGUGAACGGGCAGUACCUGAAAAAGGCCCACAAGCUGGAUAUGAAGUACAACUCGGUCGGGGGCGUCGAGUGCGGUCCGAUGGAGAACGCCAUCCGGAGCCGCGGCGAGGUUUGUGGUCUCGCGUUCGGCAGCGCCGGCGAGGCGUCCGCGGACGUCCAUCGCCUCGCACGCGUCUGCGCCGACGAGAUCGCCGGCAAGCAGUUCCGAAAGGGCCUGAUCGACGCUGAUUCGGUCGAGGACGCGGCGGCCAUGAUUCAGGCCCAGAUCUACCGGGAGUGGGGCGUGGCGAUUGUCAAGGGUCGGGCCGAGUGUCUACUGGCUUUGUUGGAAUGUACGGUACCGAACGCGUCGCCGCGGUCCAAGGUCGCCUGCGGGAAGUCGCGGGACAAGUUGAUUGAACGGGCGAACGUUGCACAUUGUUCGGGGGGGUUUGCCGAGGCGGUUCAGCUUAGAAGGAGGUACGCUGCUAUGAAAGAAGCGGCCCGCGCCCGCCGCCGAUGA